Molecule: messenger RNA, 759 nt
Organism: Zychaea mexicana
Lineage: Eukaryota; Fungi; Mucoromycota; Mucoromycetes; Mucorales; Lichtheimiaceae
Exons: 2
Coding region: 135-650 (171 amino acids)
Source: RefSeq, a predicted model, not a curated record
UGCCAAUCCUUUCUUCUUUUCUGGUAUAAGUACAAGAUACCACCCCUCCACUUGUUCUUUGUUCUUCUCGCCAUACAUAGUAUUUCAUACCACUUUUUCUAGCAACUCACUUUUGCCUUUUUUCUAAACCCUUCAUGUCCAAAGGUUACACUUGGGAUCAGAUUCGAAGCCAAGUGAGAUCUUUCAGGUCACGAACGCAAGCCGCUUUUCCAUUCCAUGCUCUAACGACAAUCAAGGACUUUCACUUUGAUGCCACGCUCAACAAGCUCUAUUUCUUAUCCAACAACCAAAAUGCCGACGGUACCAUGAGUCGGCAUUUGACCUUGUACGAAGUCGAGUAUGGUGAUGAUAAUAUUGCUACAACCACGCAAUCUCAGUUACCGGCAUUGGACGAGCAUCCCUACUUGACAAGGUUAUUCAAGUUUCCUUUAGCAGAGUGGGCACCUGUAUUUACGAAAUAUACUACAGCAUCCGUUUCGACUUUGGAUGAUGAUAUCAUGUUUUCGUCAUCAGAUACCGGAGGGGAUGAUAGCAACUUGCAUCCGAUCCAGGGGAUCGCGCAGUAUCAAAUGGCAGGAAACAAAGUCCUAUUCUCGUUCAAUGGUGGUGUCUAUCUCGGUGAUGUUGGACGCGUAAGUCAAAGAAAGUGAUGGUGAUGAUGAAGGUUUGAAUUACAGGAGGUUUCCGAUACCGUUGACUUGAAUAAAAUGAUGGAAAACUGACGUUUGCUGGGACAAAAAAAAAGAUCUCCUCACUAGU